UUCAUUUUACAAUGACAGCCCGCUGAACAGGUACUUUUUUACAGUCAUUGCAGCUGGAAGAGAAAGCUGAAUUCAAUUUAAAUUGUCUAGACCAGCUUCAGUGCAUUGAAUUUCUCAAGGGGAAUAUCUAUACGCCAUGGAGGAAUCCCUCAACGCUACCAUUGAUCCAGCUUGUUUACAAGAGCCCCCGCUGGCUAUCGACGUUAUCAAGCAGCUAGAUGUGUUAGAUUUUUGCCUGUACUCCAUGCUCACCUUCAUGUCCUGCAUCUCCCUGCUGCUGUACCUGGAGCAGUGCAUCUUUAUUUAUAAAAAGCUGCCCUACCCCAAGAAGACGACCAUCAUUUGGAUAAAUGGUGCAGCACCUGUCAUUGCCACCAUGUCUUGUUUUGGGAUGUGGAUCCCGAGGGCAGUCAUGAUCACAGACAUGACAUCUAACUGUUAUUUUGCAGUCGUGGUGUAUAAGGUCUUGGUUCUGAUAAUCGAGGAGUUUGGGGGCAGCAGUGAUUUUCUGAAGCGGUUUUCUGGUGAAACCUUUAGGAUCAACACUGGACCCUGCUGCUGCUGCUGUGUCUGUUUACCCCGCGUGCCCAUGUCACGACGAUUGUUAUUCUGGCUGAAGUUGGGCGCUCUUCAGUAUGCAAUCCUAAAGACAGUUCUCUCUGUCCUUGCCAUAGUGUUGUGGACAAAUGGCAACUUUGAUCUCUCUGAUCUUGAGAUCACUGGUACAGCCAUUUGGAUUAACCCAUUCAUUGGCAUUCUCACAAUCAUCUCCCUUUGGCCUGUUGCUAUUAUCUUCAUGAACACUAACAGCUUUCUGCGCAGUAUCAAGAUUGUACCCAAGUAUGCCAUGUAUCAACUAGUACUUGUACUGAGUCAGCUGCAGACAUCUAUCAUUAACAUCCUGGCCUUGGAUGGAACCAUCGCCUGUUCCCCGCCCUUCUCUUCUCAAGCUCGUGGAUCCAUGAUCAGUCAGCAAAUGAUGAUCAUAGAGAUGUUCAUCAUCACUCUGGUCAACCGGUUUUUGUAUCGUCGUAUAUAUGACAAACUUCCCUCUGAGGCACAUGACAACGACCAGAAUGCCAAAGUUGCCGUGCAGGCAGCUCUCGUGGAGCAUGACGUUUAAAAAACACACAGUGACAGAGUGGAUGUCAACACUGCUCUUUAAUGAUGAUCGUCAGACACACAUAUUUUGUACAUGUAUUACAUUUUGUAAUAAUAAUGUAAUAA
Molecule: messenger RNA, 1227 nt
Organism: Morone saxatilis (striped sea-bass)
Lineage: Eukaryota; Metazoa; Chordata; Actinopteri; Moronidae
Product: organic solute transporter subunit alpha-like
Exons: 8
Coding region: 137-1123 (328 amino acids)
Biological process (GO): transport
Molecular function (GO): transporter activity
Source: RefSeq, a predicted model, not a curated record